This is a messenger RNA of Volvox carteri f. nagariensis, 2727 nucleotides long. RefSeq lists its product as uncharacterized. Gene Ontology annotation, molecular function: ATP binding; protein kinase activity. Gene Ontology annotation, biological process: protein phosphorylation. Bases 1 to 2727 code for a protein of 908 amino acids. Lineage: Eukaryota; Viridiplantae; Chlorophyta; Chlorophyceae; Chlamydomonadales; Volvocaceae. The transcript is spliced from 6 exons. The record is from RefSeq and is a predicted model, not a curated record.
AUGAGCUGGCUCUUAUGUUGUGUGAAUCCCGAAGCGUCGGGUGAAGCUCGCGCUGCACAGGAGUACGCCAAAGGACUUGCGAAACCCGGUUCUCCGAGCAAGACAACGACUGGCAACUCAUUGUCCGUACGUCUCACGCCGUCACUUGAUGAAGAAGAAGAAACCUCAAAGCGGGCACCAUUUGUGCACGUAUCAUCCUCGAGGGUGCGCAAAGCUUCACAGCAUGGCUUGCGACUUUCUGAGGACACGGUCGUCAGCGCUCUCUCUUCAACUCCAACAAGCCUUAACCCGCUAGCAUAUGUGUUUCCAUUUGCCAACGAUGACAACGAGGAUUUCAGCAUGGGGACUACUCGUGAAGAGUCCGACGCCCUGGGUAGCAAUGCCGCGCCGCAAACUCGUAGCAAAGUGGACUUGGCAGACCUUUGCGGUUCCUUAGAAAAUUUGGUCUACGUGGGAGAGCGCUGCCUGACCGAGGCGGUGCUAACUCGGGUGCUGAGUCACCCUUGCGUCGUACAGUGCUUCGCCACCGCUAAUGCGCAGCUCACCCCCGAGGUAUGGGUGGCCAUACGGUCGCGGUGCCGCCGCCACAAGUCCCUGCUCAAGAGCUCCUCCCUUGGCCGCUCAAUGGAGGCUGCCGUUCUGGAACAACAACAACAAGAACAGCAGCAGCAGCAAGGACCUCCGCGACUCACAUCGCCUCAUCAUCAUCAGCAGCAGCAACAGCUUUGUCCCCCGCAGCGGCUGUCGUCCUCCCAAUCGCUGUCCCGCUCGCACCGGUGGGCGCAGUCGGUGCUGCUGCUGCAGUCCCCGGACCGCGGGAUGCCCACUCGCGGGCACCUGGGGCCGGUCACGGCAGCGACAGCGACAGCGGCAGGCCCUGAGUCGCCUCCCUCCAAUCCCACAGAGCGAAACCAACAACAGCCGCCGCCGCAGCAGCAGCAGCAGGCGGCCCUCUUAGAGCUCAACACCAGCACCGCCAAGGACAACAGCAGCAGAAUGUUGAUGAUGAUGAGCGCCUUCGCUGCACCUGACGAGGAAAUGGAGUCCCGUUCCCCACGCCCACCCCCGGCGGGAGGCAACCAGAACAAGACACAGUACGGCAACCGUAGCCAACAGCAACAACCUGAGGAGCAGCAAAGCAUGCGGCAGCUUUCCGGGGUUGCCAGCUCCGCCGCGAUUGGGGCGCCGCCGUGUGGAUACGGCAGCUUGGAGGAGGUGGAGGGGCCUGAAGAGGGCUGCGAGGGUGAUGAUGAGGGUGAGGGUGAUUGCGGCAUCAGUUUCCUCCAGGCGCUUCAGAUGUUGGCGGCGGAUGCGGCCACGGGUCGCCACUGCACCCUGGUGGUCAUGGAGUACAUGGAUGCAGGCACCCUGCACCAGGCCAUCACGCGAGGGGACUUCAGCGCCCGCAGGGCGGCAGACCAGCGACCCAAGCUGCUGGCGCUGCUGCUGACCGCCCAGGAGCUGGCGCAGGGUAUGGCCCACCUCCACGGCUUAGACAUUCUGCACGGGGACCUCAAGCCCACCAACGUGCUGCUCAAGGGCUCCCCCUGCCAGUUCGCCGCCUGCACAUCGUCAUCGUCAUCAUCAGGGCCAGGGGGGCGGGGGGGAGGUCGCACCUGCACAGACCCCCGGGGCUACACCGCCAAGGUCGCUGACCUGGGCCUGGCUCGGCCCUGCAGCGGGGAGACGGUGGAGCUGUCCUCGGACGAGUGGGGUGCUCUGGCCUAUCUGGCUCCUGAGGCGGCCAAAGGCAGCUGCUGCAAGGCGUCUGACGUGUACAGCUUUGGUGUGAUGCUGUGGGAGAUGUCGGCUGGUGUUCGUCCGUAUGUAGGCCUUACCACUCCACAGGUGCUGAUGGGCCUUGUAACUGGGACCCUGCAGCUCACAUGGCCCUCAGACGGCUCACUGUACGGCCCGCUCCGAAGCCUAGCUAUUGCAUGUACGGACUAUAACCCCGCGGAGCGACCCACCUUUGAGGUGGCGGCGCGCAUUCUAGGAAGAAUGGUACGGCAUAUCCGGGGCGCCGCAGAACCUCUCCGUCAGCGGCACAGCUCCGCGCUAUCCGUGGAAGCGGCGGCCGCCGCGGCGGCGGCUGUCGCGGCCGCCGGCAGGUCCCACUCGCCUGGCGGCGGCGGCGUCAGCGCUGCUGUCAAGUGCCCGCCGGAUCACGCAAGCAGGUCGAUGCCGAUCUGCGUGCCCUUUGUCGGCGCUGCCACCUCCGCCGCCGGCGCUCUGAAGACCGGCCCCGCGGUCCCCCCGCUAUCGCUGUUUGGUGGGACUGGGAAUGCACGACCGAGUCCUCGUACGCCGCUGACGCCAGCGGCGAUAAGCGCCACCUUCCUCGCGGUGUCGCAAGUGUACAGCGGCGGCGCGGCGGAUAUGGCAGAGCCGCCGCCAUCGCCGCCACCACUGCGCCGCCAUCAGCAUCCACAUCCCCACGCCGAUCUUCGGCGCCUCCCUGCGGCUGCUUCCGCGUGCGACGGCGUGUGGAAGGCCAGCUCCCGCAGCACCCCCGGGGGAGGGGGCGACAUUGCCACGCGGAUGAGGGGCUUGCGCAGCGGCCCCUCGGGCCCCGCAUCUCCGCCGGGCAUUACCAUCACCCCCACCGCCAUCACCGCCUCUGGCACCUCCACACUGACCCACGCGACAUCAUCCGCCAUCACUACAGCCGCCUCCGUCAUCACCCCCACUGCCGCCACCGCCGCCGCCGAAAGCAUCAUCUGCUGA